AUUUUUUUUUGUGAUUAUCAAAGCUGUGAUAUAUCAAAGAGGAUGGAGCUGUUAGUCGCUUUGAUUUUCCUAUAUUUCACAAAAGGUGCUGCUCAACUUUCGUUUUGCGCACAGUCUUCUUCGCCUAUUCCAGUGGCUACCAUGUGCAAAUCAACCACCGUUAUCGGUAACCACGUGGUGAUUGACGUCACUGAAGCAGGGGAGAGAAUGUUGGAGGGUAUCAAUGCUUGCACCUGUUACCUCACCCCUGUUAUAACCAAAGAGAAAGCUAGGCUCUAUGUACUUAAACAGAGUUCUCUGGAACCUGGUUAUAAUGGCUGUGGUUCUAGAAUUGAUGUUAUCAUCGACAGUACGCAAGACUCUGGGGUGAUUCGAAAUGUCUGUUUUUUGAACGGAAAUGUGGAGCUACAAAAUAACACUAUUGGAAAUAUCUCGUUUGUAAAAGAGUUCUAUCCAAACGAUGACAGAUACUGUAUCGGGCUACGAUCAGAUGAUUCGGGAGCCAAGUUACAGGUGCAGUGCUUUACACCAGGAGAGGAAACACCGUUCCCAACACGACCACCCUCUACAACGGGCUCAACGUCUCCUCUUCCAACAGAUCCGAUCACCACCCCAGCGGCUAUCAGUGCAUCAACACCACCUGUGACCACAGCAAAAUCUACCACUGCCGCACCGCCACCUCCUACCACAUCAGCUGAAGAAACCACACAAUUUACCACAGCGAGGGCAACAACGCCCAGCCCUACAACAGUUGCACCCAUUACAACGAAAAAUUCCGACCAAACUACAACACAUGAGGCAUUAACAACAGAAGCUGUAUCAUUGACUUCUAGGUCAGAGGCAAUUACAGCUAAAUUGCCUUCAAGUACAACGGUAAACACACCUUCAUCAACUUUAUCACCAGAUACCACCCCCAAAACAACAACCCAGUCCUCUGUUACGUCAGAAAAACGCGAAGAAACACCCAGUACACAGUCACAGAUUACCACAGCAAUUGCUGAUGUUUUGACGACAGAUUCAGCGACAAGUUCAGCGUUAAUUGUUUCAACAUCAGAACAAACAAGUACAUCAACAAUAACAACAACAAGACCGCUACCGAUAACGACAACACUAAUUGAAGCUCCAACACCAUCACCAUCAACCACUGAAACUACAACUACAUCAUCUAAACUAACAACGCCGGAGCCAACUACAUCGAUGAAAACAACAACAUUAUCACCAACAACUACAUCGACAAAAUCUACAACAGCAUCACAAUCAACAUCAUUACCAUCAACAACCACGACAAUCGAAACAACAUCUUCGCCAACAACAACUUCCUCCAUUAAAACAACAAUUAUAACACCACCAACAACUACAUUAAUAAAAACAACAUCAUCACCAGCAACAACACCUACACCAUCAACAACAACAAAAACCAACACAUCUACAUCAUUGUCACCAACAACUACAUCUAUUAAAUCAACUUCAUCUUCACUGCCAAUUGCUACAUCUACCAUUAUAUCAACCAUACAAUCAACAACAAAAACUACAUCGAUGAAAACAACAUCACAACCAACACAAACACCAACGACAACUUCAUCAAUCAAUACAACACCGUCGAUUUCCUCAGCUGCAACAACUCCAAUGACAACAACAACAGAAAAAUCUGUAACAACAAAUCCAGCUGAUACCGAGCCUCCAGCCUCGUCUUCAUCUCCUGUUGUUACGAGUACGACACAAGAUGUCACCACAGCCUCUUCCAAUGCAACCCAAACUCCCAACAAAGGAUCGCCGGAAAAGGCAGACGACGGAGUGCCUUUAUCCAUCAUCAUUCCUGUAGCAGUGGGCGGGGUCGUGCUUCUGAUCGUCAUUGUAACGGUGUCCGUUUGUAUCAGGCGCGGCAGCAGGGGAGGGGAAACACUUAUUGGAAUGGCAGAACGGCAGAUAAACGACAAAUCAACGUACGACAACCCGACAUACGAGGACUUCUGGUACUCCAACAACGUCACAGAAAAGGAUGUAGACACGGACUCCAUGAUGCAGGAAAAAGACCGAGCCGACAGUACGGAAGAUGUAAAUCCGGAAAACGAGGAACAGGGAGUAGAAGUGAGUCAAGUGAAAGUAGACGGUGAUACUUGGACACACUUAUGACGAAGUGGAAACUACUAGUCCCCUGUGCCAAAUAGCCAUUUCAUUUGCAAUAUCCAGAAUAUGCCUUGUGUUUCGUGCAAAUAAGAACUGCUGGAAAAAACAUGAAUGUAUGUCAGAUUUUCAGUUUAUUAUCAAUAUGAACCAUAUCAUUAUAAAGAAAGCAUGAUUCUUUCAUUCAUCAUAUUUGUAUUGUUUUAUGUCAACUUAACCUUGUGGAGUUAAAGUGUAGUGUAUAAAAUAGGAUAUGAAUAUAUAUGAUGAUUUAAUGUGUAUACAAAUACUGUUUUAUAUAUAUAUCUCGUUAAACAAAGUACAUGGUACCAGUAUUUUAUUUACAUGUAAUAGUAUUGUACAUGUUUCAGAACCAUCGAAUAUCAAAGUUCAGUUAAGUUUAAUGGUGGCAGAAACAUGGUCUUAAUGGUAUUAAUACAUGAAACUAAAUAUUAUUUAGUGAAAGUUAUAAAAUGAGAAUUUUUAAGGAUUUCUUAUUGCAAAAGACGGCAUUAUGAACAAUUCUAUGUCAUGUUAUCAGUAAUACUUAUUUCAAUACAA
Messenger RNA from Magallana angulata, 2685 nucleotides. RefSeq lists its product as uncharacterized. NCBI's taxonomy places the organism in Eukaryota, Metazoa, Mollusca, Bivalvia, Ostreida, Ostreidae. The transcript is spliced from 6 exons. The record is from RefSeq and is a predicted model, not a curated record. Bases 43 to 2133 code for a protein of 696 amino acids.